Molecule: messenger RNA, 1644 nt
Organism: Fusarium oxysporum Fo47
Lineage: Eukaryota; Fungi; Ascomycota; Sordariomycetes; Hypocreales; Nectriaceae
Product: bZIP transcription factor
Exons: 4
Coding region: 1-1644 (547 amino acids)
Biological process (GO): regulation of DNA-templated transcription
Molecular function (GO): DNA-binding transcription factor activity
Source: RefSeq, a predicted model, not a curated record
AUGGUUAUCGGAAUCUACAUCGCCCCCAGCUGCAAGGCAAUGCCGGCGUCCAUGCUGCAUGCCGGCGUCUUGGUGGAGAUGCGGAUCAAUUAUUCUUCUAUCUCUGGAAUGGAUAGUAUUUCUAUACUGCCACUUGAUGCGGGAGACACGGGGCCGGGGCCCAAAAGGGGACGAAGACCACUUGAGGUACCGGAGGGUGGAUCUGUGACCAACCGCCGAAGGAUACAGAAUCGCAUGGCACAGCGCGCAUAUCGACAGCGUAAGGAGUCUGCCAUUGAUAUCCUGAAGCAGAAGGUUGAAGCGCUGGAGCGGUCGAAGGAACAUAUGGGGAGGGAGUUUAUCAACUUCACUUCUGUUAUUCUUGAGCAAGAUACUGUCAAGAAUAAUCCACAGAUCAUUGAGCAUAUCAAGCAGUCUACUAUAAACUUGCUCUCCAGCGCUCGAGAUGUAGAUGUUCAAGAUGGGGAGCAGAAUGACCUUCCCAACGAUCCUCCAGUCGACGUCUCACCUGAUCUCACGCCUCCAAUCCCACAAGCUCAGGUCUUCGACUUUCCAAUGAUGGAUGGUACCGGACAGAUGGACUACACCACCAAUCCGAUCGAACCCAUGCUCUCCCAGCAAAGGCCCAAUUCCGAUUCGACACCCCAUUCCUUCGAUGCAACAUCCUACUUCCAGCCACCCACCACCCAAACACCCUUCUACGACAUGACUUACCAACUCCCCGGAUCAACAUGGGACUCUACACUGCCCAACCCUCGGUCAUACGCAAGCCACGAACUAAACUUUGGCCGACGGUACCACAGAGCCUCUCAGGAGGCGGCGUUUCUUCUAGCGUCGAUGAGACAUGCGCCUCCUGCAUGGUAUCGCAAGGUCUUUGGCUUCUGCAUGCAUUUUGAGACGAGGGAGGAGAUCAGUAGUCGGCUGGGUGAAGCGCUGCGGAAGUCGAAGGAGACGACGCUUAAUAAUUGGCGGUUUCCGUUUACUAAUAUUGGCGGUGCCGGGACAUUCUUUCCUGAUCAGGGCUAUGGUAGUGGUGAUCUACCUAUUGGGAACAGGUCUUUGGAACACGAAGCGUACAGACCACCCGAGAUGUCAGGCUUCUCAAUGGGACCCUUCGGACCCUCCAUUGAACAGAUUAGAGAUUUGCGCUUGAAUCCCCAGUUACGCAUUAUCGAUCCGGAAUAUGACGGAGACUUCUUCGAUUCAGAUGAAAUCGAGAUUUGUCUCCGCGGCUACGGCGUUACUAUUCCAUCGGGUAAAGACUUCGUUACAGCUUAUAUUGACAUGAGUAUGUUUGAGCGAACAUCAGAUUCAGAAACGAGCUCUGGACCUACUACACCUCCUGAUAUGCCAGGUAACGGGAACUUCGUGGAGGAGGAUUUAGAUAGCGAUGAGCCUCCCUCGUUUUCAUGUCCCGCUGGUUUGAUGGGCAUGGCGACGGGAGCGAUGCCGCCGCCACCGAAGAGCAAAGGACCUGGGGAGCAAUGGAAGACGCCUAGUAGACGGGAGACAAAGGUCAAGAUUGAUGUUGAGAGACUUAUUAUGUGUCUUGUCAACUCAACUGUGUGUCUCGGAAGAACACCCGCCGUGCGUCCUAUGGACAUCCGUAAGUCAUUGAAGAUGUCCAUCCUCCUGGAAGACUAG